AGAAUCAAAGUCGUAGUUUGUCAAAUAUUUUCUACAAAUCCAGAUUAUAGGAGGAGGUUGGGUUCUUUGUUUCUGUACCUUGGUGAUAUUUAGGUUUCACAGGUGAUGAGUGUCACAUGUGGUGUGUGGUAAACAGUUCUUUGACAAUACCUCCUGGAUAUGCACAGCUUGAAGGUGAAACGUAAACUUUUACACUCCAUUAACAGUUAAAGCUGUGUACACAAGCCACUGUAUUUGCCUGUAUGUUACAUACUGAAAGUAUCCAAAUAUUCUGUUUUGUUUUGUUUUUUCCUGGCUAAGAUAAAACCUUAACAAACAUGUACGAAUAAAGAAAAAUAUGUUUUAGAAGAUUUUUGGGGGGAAUUCCUUGCCGAGAGUUAGAUGAUAAGAUUGUUUGUACUCUUAUAUUUGUAUGGUAAACAUGUAACUGGAGAUAGCAGCUAGCUUAGUUUAGCGUAAAGACUGGAAACAAAGGAAAACAGCUAGCCUUACUCUGUACAAAGGUUAUUGCUGAAGAUGCAAGCCUCAACUGUCUCACCUGGGACCAACACUACGGUACCUUCAAACACAACUGCCAUCACAAAGUCCAGAGAGCAAAUACUUAUCCAGAGCUCUGGGGCGAUGAUCGCUGUCAUUGUCAUUGGCAUCAUCAUCAUUCUCGCUGUUCUGCUGAUCAUCCUGAAGACAUACAACAGACGGACCCAUGUAUCCAGAGUCCUGGGAGCCAGUGGUGGCUCCAAAGCUCGCCAGAAGACGUCACAAUCUACAGGUCAGACCAACAUGCCACUGAGCGCCAUGGGAGUUGCCUCUGUGUCUGGCAGCAUCGCCAAUUCAGACCCAGCCUCGGAGAACAGCUUCCAGCUGCCCAGGGUGGAGCUGAACAGCAUGGAGGAAAACCGCAUGGAGCGAUUCAGCACCACCAGUGGAUCCACUGCUGUCACCAUACAUGAUAUUCCAUCAAUGGAAAACACAUAGCAGCGAGACUGUGGUGUGAUUUCACAACAGGCAUUGACUGAUGUGUUGUCUCCAUCCGUGACCGCAUACUGUAUGCUGACUGAAUGCUAUGGCAACUCGAGCUGUGAUAGUAUGGUCCCUGUCAUAAUCUCCACCAAUGGAGACACUGCUGGCGGCCACGUGGAUAACACAAUGUCCUUUUGGUAUGCAACAAUACACAUCAUGAACAAACUGCUGCCUUAAACAGACACAAUGGAUUGCGUGAAGGAUGUUGUGUGACGGAAAAUUAGGACUUUCGUGUGAAGAAAUGCUUUUUUGGCUACAGUCAGUGUUCAGAAUGUAGAUGUCAUAAGUCUCUGACCGGCUUGACACUGUUGCUUAAGUGUGUACAUUUCUGUAUUAAAGAGAACCACAUGGUUCAUAAAUAAAGGUAGAAUUAAUAUAAACUUUAGAGUAGAGAAAGACAGUAUGAAAGAAGAUAUGUUUGAAGAAAAUGUGGUGAUGUUGCAGCUUCAACAACAUUCCUUACUAAUUCUGGUUGACCUUGUAUUAUAUUGUCUUUGUCUUCUGAUCUCAGACUCUUUCUGAUUAGUUUUUGUUAAAAAAAUGUAUAAAAUGUCAGGUAUUUUUUAUUUUAUUUUUUUUUUUUUGAACUCAUAAAAUGAAGAGACCACAGAGAUAUCAGAGAUACAGAGACAUCUGGGUGUCAGCCUAACACACUGAUGUGAAUCUUUUUUUAGUUUGAUGCCAAAGGAUUGUGCACUUUAUUUUCGUUGCUCCCUGUGUUUGUAUUGUUUGUAACUUGAUAAAUGAAAAGACAUAAAAAUAAAAUUCGAUAUUUCUAACUGUG
Scatophagus argus is the source of this 1804-nucleotide messenger RNA. It is a transcript of the gene ncmap, whose product is annotated as non-compact myelin associated protein. NCBI's taxonomy places the organism in Eukaryota, Metazoa, Chordata, Actinopteri, Scatophagidae. Gene Ontology annotation, biological process: regulation of myelination. The record is from RefSeq and is a predicted model, not a curated record. Gene Ontology annotation, cellular component: Schmidt-Lanterman incisure; plasma membrane; paranode region of axon. The transcript has 4 exons. Bases 517 to 975 code for a protein of 152 amino acids. Gene Ontology annotation, molecular function: structural constituent of myelin sheath.